This is a messenger RNA of Eptesicus fuscus (big brown bat), 4043 nucleotides long. RefSeq names its product pleckstrin homology and RhoGEF domain containing G5 (gene PLEKHG5). Gene Ontology annotation, molecular function: guanyl-nucleotide exchange factor activity. Gene Ontology annotation, cellular component: axon; plasma membrane; endocytic vesicle. The transcript is spliced from 21 exons. The record is from RefSeq and is a predicted model, not a curated record. Bases 35 to 3262 code for a protein of 1075 amino acids. Gene Ontology annotation, biological process: Rho protein signal transduction; endothelial cell migration. Lineage: Eukaryota; Metazoa; Chordata; Mammalia; Chiroptera; Vespertilionidae.
CGCCCGCCCGCGUCCCCGCGCCCGCGCCUGCUCCAUGGAUGCCGGGAGCCUGGCUGAGGAGAAGGGCCUGCGCUGUCAGAACCCCGACUGCAUGGACAAGGGGCGGGCGGCCAAGGUAUGCCACCACGCCGACUGCCAGCAGCUGCACCGCCGGGGACCCCUCAACCUCUGCCAAGCCUGUGACAGCAAGUUCCACAGCGCCAUGCAUUAUGACGGGCACGUCCGCUUCGACCUGCCCCCCCAAGGCUCUGUCCUGGCCCGGAACGUGUCCACGCGGUCAUGCCCCCCACGCACCAGCCCUGCAGUGGACCUGGAGGAGGAGGAGGAAAGCGCAGUGGAUGGCAAAGGGGACCGGAAGAGCACAGGCCUGAAACUCUCCAAGAAGAAAGCCAGGAGGAGACACACCGACGACCCAAGCAAGGAGUGCUUCACCCUGAAGUUCGACCUGAACGUAGACAUCGAGACGGAGAUUGUGCCGGCCAUGAAGAAGAAGUCCCUGGGGGAGGUGCUGCUGCCCAUAUUUGAAAGGAAGGGCAUCGCACUGGGCAAAGUGGAUAUCUACCUGGACCAGUCCAACACACCCCUGUCCCUCACCUUCGAGGCCUACAGGUUCGGGGGACACUACCUGCGGGUCAAAGACCUGGGUGUUGAGGACCUCUCCUUGCCCCCCAAUGCCGCCCCAGCCAAGCCGGGGGACGAGGGGAAGGUGGAGCAGGGAGUGAAGGACUCCAAGUCCCUGAGUCUGCCCAUCCUGCGGCCAGCCGGAGCUGGGCCCCCGGGCCUGGAGCGCACGGACCCCCAGAGCCGCCGGGAGAGCCUGGACAUCCUGGCCCCUGGCCGCCGCCGCAAGAACAUGUCGGAGUUCCUGGGAGAGGCGAGCAUCCCUGGGCAGGAGCCCCCCGCGCCCUCCAGCUGCUCGCUGCCCAGCGGCGGCGGCGGCGGCGGCAGUGACAGCUGGAAGAACCGGGCCGCCAGUCGCUUCAGCGGCUUCUUCAGCUCGGGCCCCAGUGCCAGCGUCUUCGGCCGGGAGGUGGACAAGAUGGAGCAGCUGGAGGGCAAGCUGCACGCCUACGGCCUCUUUGGGCUGCCCCGGCUGCCCCGCAGGCUGCGCUUCGACCACGACUCGUGGGAGGAGGAGGGGGACGAGGAAGAGGAUGAGGACGACGCCUGCCUGUGGCUGGAGGACAGCUGGCGGGACCUCAUCGAUGGGCAUGAGAAGCUGACCCGGAGGCAGUGCCACCAGCAGGAGGCGGUGUGGGAGCUCCUGCACACGGAGGUUUCCUACAUUAAGAAACUGCGGGUGAUCACUAACCUGUUCCUGUGCUGCCUCCUGAACCUGCAAGAGGCGGGGCUGCUGUGUGAGGUGGAGGCGGAGCGCCUGUUCAGCAACGUCCCCGAGAUCGCGCGCCUGCACCGCGGGCUGUGGGGCAGCGUGAUGGCGCCGAUGGUGGAGAAGGCGCGGCGCACGCGGGCGCUGCUGCAGCCCGGCGACCUCCUCAAAGGCUUCAAGAUGUUCGGCUCCCUCUUCAAGCCCUACAUCCGGUACUGCAUGGAGGAGGAGGGCUGCAUGGAGUACAUGCGCAGCCUGCUGCGCGACAACGACCUCUUCCGGGCCUACGUGACGUGGGCCGAGAAGCACCAGCAGUGCCAGCGGCUGAAGCUGAGCGACAUGCUGGCCAAGCCCCACCAGCGGCUCACCAAGUACCCGCUGCUGCUCAAGUCCGUGCUGAGGAAGACGGACGAGCCGCGCGCCAAGGAGGCCGUCCUCACCAUGAUCGGCUCCGUGGAGCGCUUCAUCCACCACGUGAACGCGUGCAUGCGGCAGCGGCAGGAGCGGCAGCGGCUGGCGGCCGUGGUGAGCCGCAUCGACGCCUACGAGGCGGUGGAGGGCAGCAACGACGAGGUGGACAAGCUCCUGAAGGAGUUUCUGCACCUGGACCUGACGGCGCCCAUCCCGGGUGCUUCCCCUGAGGAGACGCGGCAGCUGCUGUUGGAGGGCAGCCUGCGGAUGAAGGAGGGCAAGGACAGCAAGAUGGACGUGUACUGCUUCCUCUUCACGGACCUGCUCUUGGUGACCAAGGCCGUGAAGAAGGCCGAGAGGACCAAGGUCAUCAGGCCGCCGCUGCUGGUGGACAAGAUCGUGUGCCGGGAGCUGCGGGACCCCGGCUCCUUCCUCCUCAUCUACCUGAACGAGUUCCACAGCGCCGUGGGGGCCUACACGUUCCAGGCCAGCGGGCAGGCUCUGUGCCGGGGCUGGGUGGACUCCAUUUACAAUGCCCAGAACCAGUUGCAGCAGCUGCGGGCGCAGGAGCAUGCGGGCAGCCAGCAGCACCUGCAGAGCCUGGAGGAGGAGGAGGAGGAGGAGGAGGAGGACGAGGAGGAAGACGAGGAGGAAGAGGAGGGUGGGGAGAGCAGCACUUCCGCCGCCAGCUCCCCCACCAUCCUGCGCAAAAGCAGCAACAGCCUGGACUCCCAGCACUGCGCCUCGGACGGCUCCACGGAGACCCUGGCCAUGGUGGUGGUGGAGCCCGGGGAGCCGCUGUCCUCUCCCGAGUUCGAGGGCGGCCCCUUCAGCUCCCAGUCGGACGAGAUGUCUCUCGGUACCACCGCCUCGUCCGUCACGCCGACCAGCGAGCUGCUGGCCCUGGGCCCCGGGGACGGCCGCUCCUGCUCCAUGGACUCCGCCUACGGCACCCUCUCCCCCACCUCCUUGCAAGACUUUGCGCCCCCAGCCCCUGCGGCGGAGCCAGUGCCCCGGCCCCUCGAUUCACCACAAGCCCCUUCACCCCCGCCCUCGCCCCGCCUCCGCCGCCGCACCCCUGUCCAGCUGCUGCCCCGCCUGCCCCACCUGCUCAAGUCCAAAUCUGAGGCCAGCCUCCUCCAGCUGCUGGCAGGGGCCGCCGCCCAGGGGCCGCCCCCAGCCCCCAGCCGCAGCCUGUCGGAACUCUGCUUGGCCGCCACAGCCACGGGCACUAGGACUCGGGGCUCCCCUCACGAAGCUGGGCCCCGCUGGCAUUGCGGGGGCGCACCACGCCCUGGCGGUGGCUCCCAGCCUUCAGAGAUGGAGGGCAGGACCACCUGGCUGGCGGGGGAGCCUGAAGGGCCCGCCAGGAGGAGCAGAGAGCUGCCCUCAGGGGCCGCCCCCAGGGCCCAGCCUGAGCCGCCCCCCGGGAUCUCUGCGCAGCACAGGAAGCUGACGCUGGCCCAGCUCUACCGCAUCAGGACCACCCUGCUGCUCAACUCCACGCUCACUGCCUCGUGAGUGGCCUGGCCCGGGGCAGCGAGGACAGGUGGCCCAGCGUGCGGGCACUGGGGGCACUGAGCCCUGGGGGUGGGUAGGGGCACUGUUAUGGCUGGAGCAGGUGGCACCCAGGGCUAUGGAGGAAGAGGGAGCCCGGGGCCUGCCCCAGAGCUUGGCUGAGGGUGUCUUCGGUGAGCAGUGGUGAGGGGUCAGAGGUCAGAACUAUAGCGGGGAGGAGAGGGUGGCUGGAGCCCCUCUGAGUGGCAUCAGCAAAGGAAGGACUAUCUCUCCCCUCCCCUCCCCGCCCCUGCAGGGAGGUCUGAGCAAGGGAGGCCCCCAAGGGUGCCACUGACCACGGACAGCGGACAGCAGGCCUCGGGGGUGCGCGGCCCCCGCUCCGGCUGCUGCCUGUGUGCGCACAAGCCGAGUGCCGGGCGGGACCCCUGCCGCCGCUGGGCCGUUUGCACUCGGCCAGACUGGAUGGAGAUGGAGGAGGGUUCGGCAGAGGCCCAGGCUCAGGAUGGCCCCCACUGUCCCACCGUCACUAACCUGUCCCCCCAUCCUCCCCCGCCGCCUGCCCAGCAGGAUUCCUCGUCCGCUAUUCCCUGAAGUCACCAGCCUCCACUGCGCUGGACUCCAGGGCCACCCCCUCUCUUCUCCUCCGGCCCCGAGGGGGACAGUCCCUUGCCCUCGCCUCCCUCCCCCUCCCAGGCCCGCGGGGCUCCCUGUAAAGUUGCAUAUUUAUUGAGCUUUGGUUCUUUUAUAAAGACUUGUACACACUCCGCUGGGAGGAGGCCUUCGC